AUGGAGCCAAAUGGAGCUUCCAGUGCUGCGCCAUCUGCAGGCGAUCUGAUCUUGCAGCAAAAGACACAGGCGGUCCAGAAUGCGCAACAAGCGGCGCAAAAUGGUGACGGCAGCCUUUUUUCCCAAUUAACAAAUAAUCCUUUGUUCACGGCGGGCUUUGGGCUAGCAGGUUUGGGUGCAGGUUUGACCUUUGCGCAAAAGGGUUUCCGUCACGGUGCAGCUCUACUCCGUCGCCGUAUGCUAGUAGACGUCGAGAUCAGCAUUAAAGAUGAUUCAUACCCAUGGUUCCUACACUGGAUGACCCUCUAUCAACAAUCACAACACUCCGCUACGCGUGCCGCCGCCCAAAAUACCGGUCUCCUCGAUCGCAUGCUCCAGAAGAUGACCCCCGGCAUGCGACACCUCUCCAUACAGACCUCCAAAGUCGAACGGGCAAACGGCGCGAUCCAAACACACUUUUCUCUGGUACCAGGCCCUGGAAAACACGUCCUCCGUUACAAAAACGCAUUCAUCUUUGUCAACCGUAUGCGGGAAUCUAAGUCCCGCGACAUUCAAACCGGCAAACCUUGGGAAACGAUUACCUUGACCACUCUCUACUCCCACCGUCACAUAUUCGAGGAUCUUUUUACCGAGGCCCAUGAUUACGCUGCGAAAUCACACGAAGGAAAGACAACCAUUUAUAACAGCUGGGGAACGGAAUGGCGGCCAUUUGGACAUCCACGACGGAAGCGUCCGCUCGAGUCAGUGGUCCUCGCCGAGGGGGUUAAAGAACGUAUUGUUGAUGACGUGCAAGACUUUAUCGGGAGCGCUUCCUGGUAUCACGAUCGCGGCAUUCCAUACAGACGUGGAUACUUGCUCUACGGACCCCCAGGUACCGGUAAAAGUUCAUUCAUCCAAGCGCUUGCUGGCGAGCUGGACUACGAUAUUGCCAUCCUAAAUCUCAGUGAGCGCGGGCUUACGGAUGAUCGGUUGAACCAUCUCUUGACUAUUGUCCCGAACCGAACUUUAGUUUUGCUGGAGGAUGUCGAUGCGGCCUUUUCCAACAGACGCACACAGUCUGAAGCCGAUGGCUACCGUGGAGCCAAUGUGACUUUCUCCGGUCUGUUGAAUACACUUGAUGGCGUUGCCAGUGCCGAGGAGCGUAUCGUCUUUCUUACCACCAACCACGUCGAGCGACUGGACGAAGCCUUGGUCCGACCUGGCCGUGUCGACAUGACUGUUCGCCUUGGCGAAAUUACUCGCUAUCAAGUUUCCCGCCUUUGGGAUCGUUUUUACGAAGAAAUAGAUCCCGAGGGCACGCAUCGCCAGAUCUUCCUCAACCGACUCCAGGAGCUUGGUUUGAUCGAGGAUGAGAAUGGCCAGAAGGCAGACCGUUCCAAGACUACUAGCGCGGCUGCUUUGCAAGGCCUAUUCCUAUAUAAUAAGGGUGAUAUGGAAGGUGCAAUUGCGAUGGCCGAGGGUCUGAUGUAUUCUGUGCAUGACCAAGCCUCAGCUUGA
Penicillium waksmanii is the source of this 1497-nucleotide messenger RNA. Its product is annotated as bifunctional AAA family ATPase chaperone/translocase BCS1. Gene Ontology annotation, molecular function: ATP binding; ATP hydrolysis activity. The transcript has 2 exons. Gene Ontology annotation, cellular component: mitochondrial inner membrane. Lineage: Eukaryota; Fungi; Ascomycota; Eurotiomycetes; Eurotiales; Aspergillaceae. Bases 1 to 1497 code for a protein of 498 amino acids. The record is from RefSeq and is a predicted model, not a curated record. Gene Ontology annotation, biological process: protein insertion into mitochondrial inner membrane from matrix; mitochondrial respiratory chain complex III assembly.